UCUAUUGCUAUACGUAAAUGAGAGGGCAAAUAUGUAUCUUUUAUUUAGUGAAAAGUGCUUUACCCGUGACGUCGUCGUGCGAUCUUUGGACUGCUAUUUUUGUUGAGAACGUCUGCUGCUGCGAGAUUGCAGUCGAGCAGUAUUAUUCGAGCAAGCGAACUGUAAAGACCUCGCGGCUAACCUGUAACCGUUAGCAACCCAACAGAAAAGCAAAGCAAAGCAAAUUAAAGCGAAGCGAAAUCUAAUUUGUUUACAUUUUUGUUGAAUGAAACUGCAAUUUAUUGACUUGAAUACAUACCUUGAAUUUGUGUUGGUUCUAAUUGUUUAAACGUGUCUAACAGCUGCAUCCAUAUAUUUAAAUAGCGCACUUCAAUAAAAUAAAGUAAAGUUUUAAAAUGGCUGAAGUUAAAUACUUGGUUGUGCUACCAACAAAUCCCAACGAAUCAGACAGGAUGAGCAAAAUGGGUAUCCAAGGAUGUCUGCUGCAGGAACCAGAACAAUUCUCGAUUAAUUUCGUAAACAGUCCCAGCUGCACAGACAACAUAACAUAUCAUUUUAAAGUUAGGGUACCCGCACAGACGAUCGUCGAGAAUUACAAGAUCAAUGGCGAGUGGAGCGACGCACACCAGGAGAAAUAUCUGAAUAUAUUCGAUGGUAAAAGCGACAAGACAAUGCCAAGCAUAUCCAGUAUUAUAAAUGACGGCAUCGAUGCCGUACUUCACUAUUCGUUCACAGAGUCAACCUUUUCGCUUGAGUUUCAAUUCGAUUACAAUAAUUCGACCAUACACGUUUACCAAGUGCGUGGACAGGGUCACAAUUUCGUUACGAAAUUCGAAACGCUCUUUUCCCUAUCCGACAUACAGUCGAUUCAGGUGUGGGGCGAUGUCCAAAAGAUAACCCAAUUCUCAUUGAGUUACGAUUGAGGGUAGCUGCAAACCUGAUAAACGACCUAUAAGGUUAGCGCUGCAUUCUUUAUCUUCUCAAUAAAUCUGUUUUCUUCUGGUAUGUUUGGUCCGCCGCUUGGUUUCUGUUUGGGUUUGUUAUGUUCUGUUCUUUGCUUGGCUUGGUUUUGUUCGGUUUGGUUUGGUUUGGUUUGUUCCGCUCUCUCCCACAUCUAACAAUGUUAUUUGCACUUAGUCCCAUGCACAAUUCACACGGAACCUAAAUACAUACAUAUAUAUGAGUCCAAAUCACAAUCAUUCGAUUUACAGUAACACAUUUGGAGUAAAUUGCAUCGCCCUGCUACGCUUUUUGCACUGCGCCUGACUGGAUUGCUCCAUUGCUGCAUCAUGAGUGGAGCGUACCCACUAUCCAGUAGUAUUAUGUAGUAUGUAGAAAGUAGUCGCUAAUUUUAAUACACUUUUCUUUUCUGUUAUGUAUAUUUAAGCCAAAGAAUUUGAAAUUUAUUUAUUUUCUAUUAAAUGUAAGCAAGAUACGAAUUCGGCAACCUCACAUCCCAUUCAAAGUAUUAA
Drosophila navojoa is the source of this 1472-nucleotide messenger RNA. RefSeq lists its product as uncharacterized. NCBI's taxonomy places the organism in Eukaryota, Metazoa, Arthropoda, Insecta, Diptera, Drosophilidae. Gene Ontology annotation, molecular function: carbohydrate binding. The record is from RefSeq and is a predicted model, not a curated record.